ACUGUGACUGAUUCUGUAAAGUUGCUACUGUGAUAUCUGUGACUUUUCAGUCACUGUGAUUUCUAACAGAUACGCGAUUUCCUGCCCACCACUAGUAGCCAUGAUGGCCGCGGUAAUGUAACGGAGGAGUUUGGUUGCAGUGACAAGUUGUGGUACCUAUUUUCAGUUUAUUGUUGAGUGGAAAGAUUUAUUUAAUUGGGACCAUUUGUCAAAACAGUUUCAGCUUAGAAUGGCUCUACCACCCAAUUAUAAACAAAUUGCUGUUGUCUCUCCAGUCCAGUCUUCAGGGUCACAUUUGCUGUCAGCUGGACCUCCUAUGAAUUUAAACAUUUUGAGAGAGCGGCUGAGACCAACUAGUGCUUCAAAUUCUUCAUCUAGUUCUGGGAAAGAUGCAUCUGCGAAUCAGAGUCCAUUCAUCACAACACCUCAUGGACAUCCAGGAUUUAACCCACAGAAAGUUGGAAAAGGAGCUGGUGGUGAUACAAGAGUACCAAAGCCACCUAAACCUCCAGAGAAGCCAUUGAUGCCAUAUAUGAGGUACAGUCGAAAAGUAUGGGAUCAGGUAAAAGCUCAGAACCCUGAGCUGAAACUAUGGGAGAUCGGAAAAAUUAUUGGUCAGAUGUGGCGAGACCUUCCAGAAGAGGAAAAAACUGAAUUUGUUGAAGAAUAUGAGGCUGAGAAGUUAGAGUAUGAGAAAAAUUUGAAAGUGUAUCACAAUUCCCCGGCUUAUGUGGCGUACAUAGCAGCCAAGAAUCGUGGUAAGUCCGCCCAGCAAGCAGCAGAAGAAAGAGAAACACAUGAACGAACGCCAGGCGGGCAGGCAAAACAAACUGCCGCUGACAGGCGCAUUGAUAUUCAACCAGCAGAAGAUGAAGAAGAUCAAGAUGAUGGGUACUCAGUCAAACAUGUAGCAUAUGCACGCUACCUUAGGAAUCAUCGCUUAAUAAAUGAAAUUUUUUCUGAUGCUGUUGUACCUGAUGUACGCUCUGUUGUCACUACAGCUCGCAUGCAAGUCCUAAAACGACAGGUUCAGUCCUUAACAAUGCACCAGAAAAAAUUAGAGGCAGAACUUCAACAAAUUGAAGAGAAGUUUGAAGCUAAGAAGAAGAAGUUUAUUGAAAGCAGUGAGGCUUUUCAAGAGGAACUUAAGAAGCAUUGUGUGCGUGCUGUGGAUGAUGAAACCUUCCAACGUAUGGUGGAACGUCAGUAUGAACAGCUUCGCAAGGAACGCAUGAAGACGGAAGAGGCACCUCCAACUGCUGAAAACACAACAGAAGAUUCUCAGCCUAAACCUGAGCCAAUGGAUGUGCAGCCAAGCAAUGAACCUGAACAACAGCAGCAAACAACACAGCCGCCACAACAACCACCACCACCACCACCGCCGCCGCCACAGCAGCAGCAGCAGCAGCAACAACAACAACAACAACCACCACCAUUGCCACAGCAGCAGCAAACGUUGCCACAACAACAGCUGCAACAGCCGCAGCUGCCACCACAACCCCAGCAGCAGCAGCAACCUCAGGCACAACAACAACAACAUCCACCACUGCAAUUACAAUCUCAGUUGCAACAGCAGAUGCAGCAUCCUCAACAGCAACACAUUCUUCAACAGCAGCAACAGUUGCAGCAGCAACAGCAGCCAGCACCGCAACAAACUGAACCUGGUCCUAUGGCACCAACAAAGUUGCCCUCUGAAAUUACUCAAUCCCCAGCACUUCCCUCUGUACCACCCCCACCUCGUAAAGUAUCGACACCACCAACAGUAGGUUUACCACCGGCAAUUGCAGCCCAGCAGCAUACACCCCACAUGCCUGCCAGUCAUCCAGCAGGUCAGCCAGGGCUGCCUCCCCCUCAUCAACAACCUGGAGGACCACCUGGACCACCAUAUCAAGGUUAUCCACCACCACCACCACCAGCAGGACCAGCUGGUAAUCCAAAUGCACCACAGACAGUGCCAGUACCACCUCGCCCACCACACACUCACACUGGUUAUCCCCCAUACCCUCAGCAGCAACCUGCUUAUCAGCCAUACACACAGUAUCCUCCACAUCCUCAUACAUAUUAUCCUCCUUAUCAAUACCAUAUACCUCCGAGACACUAUCAUCCUCAACAGCAUCCAGAUGUGGCAUCACACCAGGGUGUUGAUCCAAGUGUUAGUUAUUCACCAAUGGCUGAGGUUGACCGGCCUCCCAUGGAUGAUGCUAAUAUCGAUCGUGGAGCAUCAGUGGAGCAGUCUGCUGAUGAUACUGUUGUAAUGAAAGGAAUGCCAAGUGACAUUGACCAUGCUUCUGAUAAGAAUAAAGAUGGAGACUGAGCUAGGAAGGCUGUUGUAUUAACAACAAUUCACAGAUUUCAAAAUGAGUAUCAAUGUAUUAAAUAAAGGUUUGCUGCUUUAACACAAGGACAGUUCUGUGUGUUUUAUCUACAUAAAUCUAUUUGUUACUGAGAUCUGAUGUAUGAAUGAUAAUUAACUAUAAGAGUAGUCAUUUAGUUAUCAUAUUCUCACAUGAGAGAAGAGAGAUGGACAUUUUUGUGAGAUUUGUUGUGUGUGUAUCUUGUAGUUGUAAUACAAAAGCAAAUAAUAUUGAUGUAUUAUACAUGAACUUAAGGGCUACACUAUGUCAGCUCAUACAAAUAAAAUAGAACAAGGAAAAUAAAUGUAUCUCAACAAAUUCCAUCUUGAUAAAGUUCUGUGCAU
This is a messenger RNA of Schistocerca americana (American grasshopper), 2698 nucleotides long. RefSeq names its product SWI/SNF-related matrix-associated actin-dependent regulator of chromatin subfamily E member 1 (gene Bap111). Bases 230 to 2314 code for a protein of 694 amino acids. The transcript is spliced from 14 exons. Gene Ontology annotation, cellular component: SWI/SNF complex. Gene Ontology annotation, molecular function: nuclear receptor binding; nucleosomal DNA binding. Gene Ontology annotation, biological process: negative regulation of DNA-templated transcription. The record is from RefSeq and is a predicted model, not a curated record. Lineage: Eukaryota; Metazoa; Arthropoda; Insecta; Orthoptera; Acrididae.